AUGAGUCGGCAAAUUCGAUCGAAGGAAGAUUUGGAGAACACAAUUAAAAUCGCCGCCCAUCGGCUGGUUAUCAUCCAGUUCACUGCUAAAUGGUGUGGGGCCAGUCAAAUGAUCUCUUCCGCUUGGGAGUCGAUGCGUAAAGAAUUCCCGGUUUACACUUUCGUUCGAGUGGAUGUGGAUGCGACACCGGAUGCAGCUCAGGCGUACGGUGUGACAUCAACCCCGGCAUUCGUAUUCAUGAAAGACAGUCUUAAACUGGAUAGCUUUUGCGGAGCAAACGAAUCUCGAUUGAGGGAUACCAUUCUGCGACACCGACGACCUUCUCUGUGUGUCUCCCGUUAG
This is a messenger RNA of Echinostoma caproni, 342 nucleotides long. NCBI's taxonomy places the organism in Eukaryota, Metazoa, Platyhelminthes, Trematoda, Plagiorchiida, Echinostomatidae. The record is from the annotation of a GenBank genome assembly.